This is a messenger RNA of Fragaria vesca subsp. vesca, 591 nucleotides long. RefSeq lists its product as uncharacterized. The transcript has 3 exons. The record is from RefSeq and is a predicted model, not a curated record. Bases 1 to 441 code for a protein of 146 amino acids. Lineage: Eukaryota; Viridiplantae; Streptophyta; Magnoliopsida; Rosales; Rosaceae.
AUGCGCCGAGAAGAGAAGCGACGCAAGUUCAAUGAGGCUGUCCUCAACACGCUUUUUCCUCCUCCAUCACCAUCGCCCAAAGAUGAGGACGUACCCUUCAACGUUUCACGUCAAGACAUUGAACUAGAAACUGGGUCUUCAGCUACCAGCGGUGAUGAGGAUGAUGACAGCGAAGGCGAGACCCAGAAGCUCACGAGGGCCCAGCGGAAGAGAAUGCGGAAGAAGAAGCUUAAGGAAGACGCUUCUCGGCGCAAGCAAAUCAUAGGGCCUCUCCUUCCGUCGAAGAUCGGUGAAGGUGAAAAUUGCACUCCAGAUGCUCGACGAAAUGCCUCUGAGGAACCAAGUGAUGAGCCAAUUCAACCUGGUUGCAGUAAUCAGAAGAAUAAGGUGAAGCAAAGGAGGAAGGCGAAGAAGCUAGCCAGGGAAAGAGAGCAGCAUUGAUGUGUUUCAAUUCGACUAAACCAGUGAAGGCUGUGAUUUGGCUUGUGGAAUGCUUAGCUUAUAUUACAUCAAUUCGACUAAAGCAGUGAAGGCUGUGAUUUGGCUUGUGGAAUGCUUGGCUUAUAUAAUACCAGUUAUACAUUGAGGGUU